Xiphophorus maculatus (southern platyfish) is the source of this 3672-nucleotide messenger RNA. RefSeq names its product protein Jade-1-like (gene jade1). NCBI's taxonomy places the organism in Eukaryota, Metazoa, Chordata, Actinopteri, Cyprinodontiformes, Poeciliidae. Gene Ontology annotation, cellular component: histone acetyltransferase complex. Gene Ontology annotation, biological process: regulation of transcription by RNA polymerase II. The record is from RefSeq and is a predicted model, not a curated record. The transcript is spliced from 11 exons. The coding region runs from base 190 to 2823 and encodes 877 amino acids.
GCACCUUUCCUCGCUGGGCAACCCCCCCUGGUAUUUUUCCACCUUUCGGGGCAUAUGAGUCAAUGCUGAUUUUUUUAUUAUUAUUAUUUUUUACCGACUAUGUGACGUUACGUUGGGUUCAUAAGCCAGUGCGGCGCUGCGCUGUUUAUGUCGCGCGGGGAAACGUGUGGAAAGUUACCUUGAGUCCUGAUGCCGGAGCUCCACAGACAGAAGACCAUGAAGAGAAGCAGACACCCCAGCAGCAGCGAUGACUCGGAUAAUGGAAGUAAUUCUACCUGCUGGUCUCAGCACUCAUCGCAGCACCGGAGGGGAACCGGGCAGAAACCCUCAGAGGUUUUUAGGACAGACUUCAUCACAGCCAUGAAAUUACACGACUCGUACCAGCUGAAUCCAGAGGAUUACUAUGUCUUGGCUGAUCCGUGGAGGCAGGAGUGGGAGAAGGGUGUCCAGGUCCCGGUGAGCCCCCAGUCCAUUCCCCAGCCUGUGACCAGAGUUCUGGCGGAGAAGGGGAAGGAGGUGAUGUUCAUCAGGCCCAAGAAGCUGAUCCGAACGUCGGGCACGGAGGCGCUGGGCUACGUGGACAUCCGGACGCUGGCGGAGGGGAUGUGCCGCUACGACCUGAACGAAGAAGACGUGGCCUGGCUGCAAAUCACCAACGAGGAGUUUGCACAGAUGGCCAUGCCGCCGCUGGACGAGAACACCAUGGAGAGAGUCAUGGAGGAGUUUGAGCACUGCUGCCACGAGAACAUGACCCACGCCAUGGAGACGGAGGAGGGGCUGGGCAUCGAGUACGACGAGGACGUGGUGUGUGACGUUUGUCAGUCGCCGGACGGAGAGGACAACAACGAGAUGGUGUUCUGCGACAAGUGUAACAUCUGCGUUCACCAGGCGUGCUACGGCAUCCAGAAAGUCCCAAAAGGCAGCUGGCUGUGUCGGAUCUGUGCGCUCGGCAUCCUCCCAAAGUGCCAGGUGUGUCCUAAGAAGGGCGGAGCCAUGAAGCCGACCCGCAGCGGAACCAAGUGGGUUCAUGUCAGCUGUGCUUUGUGGAUCCCAGAGGUGAGCAUUGGGAAUCCAGAGAAGAUGGAGCCAAUCACCAAUGUGUCCCACAUUCCCAGCAACAGAUGGGCUCUGAUCUGCUGCCUGUGUAAGGAGAAGACCGGAGCCUGCAUCCAGUGCUCGGCAAAAAACUGCAGGACCGCCUUCCACGUGACCUGCGGCCUCCACGCCAACCUGGAAAUGAACACCAUCCUCACGGAGGACGACGAGGUGAAGUUCAAGUCGUACUGCCCCAAGCACUCCGGUUUCCAGGGCGACCCGGCGGAGGACGAGGGGAGGGAGGGCGCGCGGGACCGCAAGGGCCGGGCGAACAGCGACCAGGAGAAGAGGGUCAACCUCCGCAAGCUGAAGCUGCAGGAGAUGGAGGAGGAGUUCUACCAGUUCGUGGACGUGGAGGAGGUGGCCAACAGCCUGAAGGUGGCGCCGGAGGUGGUGGACUUUGUCUACCAGUACUGGAAGCUGAAACGCAAAGCCAACUUCAACCAGCAGCUGCUCACCCCCAAGAAGGACGAGGAGGAGAGCCUGGCCCGGCGGGAGCAGGAGGUGCUGCUGCGGCGCCUGCAGCUCUUCACACACCUCAGGCAGGACCUGGAGAGGGUGCGUAACCUGACCUACAUGGUGACCCGGAGGGAGAAGAUGAAGCGCUCGCUGUGUAAAGUCCAGGAGCAGAUAUUCCAGCAGCAGGUCCGCCUGCUGGACCACGAGCUGCUCAACGGUGAGCCCUCUGCUAAGGACCUGGAGAGGCUCUUCUCUCUGGGUUCCUUCUCCUCUGACGGCAGCCAGUCCGGCUCCUCCUGGAGUAACUCUGGUCUGAAGAGCAAGCGAAGUUCACUAAAGCAGGAAAGGAGGAAAAGCCUGUCGGACUCGCCAAGCGUUCACAGGAAGGACAAUGCGUGCAGCCUGCUGGACAUUAAAGAUGGCAAAAACUCCCAAAUCCAAGGGGCUGCGGCCACAGAGUCCAAAGGCGAUGCCAAAGUUCACCAGCUUGAAGUGAGCAAGGAGAAGCCUUUCCUAAAGCUCCAGAAAGUACUUCAGGAAGACGUCUCAGUCAAGUUGCACAAGCCCGAGAGCAGGAAGGGCCCCAGAAGAGAAACCCCGGGACCAGAGUAUGAAGUACCGGGGAGCCACAAGCAAGAUCCAGAGCCGGAGGAACGAGGGAGGAAGAGGAGGAGCGACGUUUCCGAGAGCGUCCCCUGCCAGCUGAAGAACAAGUUCAGCUCCAAGCAUCUGGAUAAAACCGUCUCCAUCCGGCUGGUCGACAUCAGGAACUCUGACUCCGACGAGUAUUUAUUUGACGACGCCACGACCAGAAGGAGCGGCGCUUCGCCGGACGCGGCCCCCAACACUAAGUUCAAACCCAGCUCGGUUUCAGACGCCUCCAAAGCCAACAGCUGGCUCAGAAAACCCGCCAACGGCAGCUCCCACGCCCCUAACGGCUCCGCAUCCGGACACCUGAAAGGCUGGGGGAAGUUCCGGAUCCCGAAGCGGGCCGACAAGCCUCCGAGCGCCACGCUGAGGGAGCGGGAAGAGCUGGAGCCGAGCAACCCGCUGCUCAGACCGCUCGCCAACGCGCCGGAGUCACCGUACCCCAGAACACGGCUCCGGUCGGGCCCAGAGGCCGACGGCUACAGCUCCGACUCCAAGGCGGCCGACAGCGAGCUGGAGCCCUGCCUCAAGCGGUGCCACUCCCACGAGCUGAGGGGCGACUCGUCGCUGGGGCGUCGCUACGGCUCUGACAUUAUCCGCCGCGGCGUGCUGGCAUCCUGAUGGAGCGCAUGAGCUAAUCAGAAACGAAUGACAGUCACUUUUUGUAUCUUUAUUUUGUCUAGAAAUCAUAAAAUGGCUAGAUGGAGGGAGGAAAAGAAAAAAAAUAGACAGAGCUGAUAUUUAUUUUUUAUUUGUACCAUAAUGUAAAACUGGGAAAUAUUUGACUUUAUUUUGAGCUAGUUAGUUUAUUUUUUAUUUUUAUUUUGUUUUUUUAGGUAGAACCUUGUCAAGUUGCCACUUAAAUCGCUUGCUCAGAUAUAUACAAGCAAACGCAUCGACUAGGAAGAUGUUGUGAUUGUUGCUUGGGACCAUAAGCUUGCAAUGUCAUUUGUGUUUAACAUAGUAUUAUUGAAGUCCACUGAGUCGCUUGUCGGUCCAGCUCCAACAUAUAAUCCUGAUCCUGUCAGCCAGUAGAACUCUGUAGGUCUUCAGUUUUUUUCCUUCUUUUAACCAGGAAUCAUCAAAUCUUCACAGCCAAAACCAGGAAGUCCAGUCGCCCCUUUUUCUUAAUACUUAGUCUCGCCAGACUGCAGGCGUCACGCCGCAUGAACUGGGAACCUACAGAGGAAAUCAAAGAAUGAUGUUUUACACGUCAUCAGCACUUAAGUGUAAUUGAACUGCGAUCGUAUCCAUCAUGUGCCUAACUUUUAUUUUGAAGCGUUUGCACUACGAGAGGAUGGCACAGGUGGGGGGGGGGGAGGGGGGAGGCACGAGAAGAGAUAUUUUUACACUGAAAAAUAAUGACAGAAGCAUUUUGUACCCUCGGCCGCUGCUGUACUACUGUUAUGCAAAAGGAGUUCUUGUGAGGGGGCUUGUUUUGAAGAGAAAAUAAAAAAUACUCUUAAAAAA